CACAUUUUCGGGCGGGCUGAUUGAAAGUUUGUCUGCAUAGUAUGUUGUAUGGCUACUUUUAUGAUACGAUCAGUAAAACAUUUGAGCAAUAAUAUAAUUUUGACCAUCGCUAAAGAAAAUAAAACUGAUAUGGAGCGACCAUCGAGGUUUGUAACCAAAGCUUACCUUCUUUAUUAGCUAAGCUUAGCUAGCUACAGUAGCUUGCUAACGUAACGCUAUCCAGUACGAGCUGACAACACAGACUAGUUUAUUGCUUUGCUUGAUCUUAAGUCUCUUAAAUCCCUGACCUACAUUGGUACAUUGUGGGAGGCAACCCGUCUGCCAAAUCUCGUCACUUAUAAGGUGUGUGUGUGUGUGUGUGUGUGUGUGUGUGUGUGUGUGUGUGUGUGUGUGUGUGUGUGUGUGUGUGUGUGUGUGUGUGUGUGUGUUUUGUUGACAGGAAGACAAAGCUUGUAAAUUAUUCAGAUUUCAAGGACUUGGAUGAUGGUAUGUCAAAUCCAAUGUAUUUCAUUAAUUUAUGGUGUAAAUAGCCAGAAUUGGUGUUGCAAUUCCCUUCUCCUUUUAUGGUUUGUAUGUAAUCAUGUGUCCCACUGUUUUUGAUCAUGAGAAACAGAUGAGGAUUUUGCCUCUGUAAAAGCACCACCCAGCAAAAAAGCCAAGGAUAAUGUGAAAGAAUCAGCGCAGGAGAAGAGCAAGAAACCUUCAAGCAAGGCCUCCAGUCAAGAGACUGGCUCACAGCCCAUAGGCCGCAAGGACAGGUAGGAAGUGGAAUCAGAAACAAGCCGAAAGAACACCAUAUAUUCAUAUUACUUGUUGUUUCUUUGUUCCUCAAUAAAUCUGUUGUGGAGACAAAAGGUAUAAAACAUUCUUAACAGUUUAAUAGUGUGUGGCAGUGGCUAUGCAAACAGAAGCAUGCACGCAGAACACAGACGCACUGAAUGUCCUUGUUGCCCUCAGUCGGUGCCCCUUCACCUUAUUCUACAUAGUGACAGAUAAACAAUAACAAAUACCCAGUUGCAGGCAGUAUUAGGGACACUGUGUCUAGAUGGUGUAUGUAAUGACAUCAGGCUGACCACUGGCCCAGAGCAGAACUCCAUAAAUCAGUGCUCAAACUCAAAUGAGUAUUUUAGCCAGACGUGUUGCUUGUGAUCUGCCAUGCAUCAAAUCACAAAGAGCAACAAGGUGUGGUGAAUCAUUGGCAAGGUCUCCGAGGCCAGUGGCAGUAGGGGUGUUUUGAUGUGUCAUGGUGAUACAAAGAGGCAGUCACUAUGAAUGUAACCUUAUGAUGAAUCUACUCUAUGUUGAUCAGUAUUGUCUGUGAAACUUCAGCACUGUCAACUUUGUCACAUGUCCCUUUGAGAGGGCCUUUAUUGUAAAAAUAUGCUAACAUCAGAAUUGUACCUGUGUUUUUCAGGAAACCAUUGGAUGAGAAGCUGUAUGACAGAGAUUUGGAAGCAGCUCUUACUCUGUCGUUGCUUAAAACCACAGAGAUAAAUGAGGAACAAUGUUCUUAUAAUCCAGGUUUGCAUUGGACUGUUGAUUCUUUACAACUUGUGUUUGAAACAUGUAAUACACUUCCAAAUUGCUGUUUGGCUCAUUGGUAGUUUUAUCAAAAUGUGCACAUACAUACAGUAGAGAAUGGAUGACUUGCAUGUCUCACUCACUGUCAACAAUUAUUUGGCAAACAUUUUUUGGGGGGAUUCUAUUUAUUUGUAGAAAAAUAUGUCAAGAAUCAACCGCAAAGAGAUGGUGAAAAUCUGGAUCCCUCAUUACGCCUUUCCAACUGCAGUGUGGACAUCAACCUUUUGGGUAUUUAUUUUUUAUGUCUCAAAUGCAUGGGUGGUGAUGCUACACAUGCCCACCACUGACAAAUCUAUUUAAUAUAAUUGGAUCCCAUGCUAUUGCAUCUCACAGACACUAGUGAUCCCUUUGUGAUAAGAUAAUCUCCUCCCUUAGGCCUUGACCAGAUCACGAAUGAUCAGGGAUCCCCUUGCGCCCCCUCCAGACAGAGGAAGGCAGCCUCCAAGGCUACAGAGCAGCAAAGGAGCAUGCUGAAGGAUGACGAUGAGGACUACCAGCCCAAAGGGACACCAGGUUGUCAUAGCAACCCAAUGGCAUAGGCUCUUUGUGUUUCUACAUUCCAGGUGUAUUUCAUGACACACAUUUGUUGUGUACUGUAUACUGAAUAUUUCUUUCUAUUCAGAUUCAGAGAGCGAUGCUGAUUUCAGUGAUCCAGCCGAAAGUAGUGAUGAUGAUGAAUUCACAGUAAAGAAACCAGAGAAAAAGAAAACUACCACGAAAGAGAAGACGGCUAAGAAGGAGCAACCAAAAGCUAAACCGCAGGUGGCCUCAAAGGAAGAAAAGCAGCCUUCAAAACCAUCGAAAACCAAACCACAUUUGACAGGUACUUAAUAGCUUUAAGAACUACUUUUACUCUGCUUGUAGUAGAAUUGUCAUUCUAAUAACUAAAUCUCUUUAUUCUCCCAGCCUGCAGAGUUUGAAUCAAACUGUCCUUCUCUGCCUCACAGGGACUCCCAGUCUAAAAACUCCCACCUUAGGUAGAAGUCCAACUGCCAAGCCUGACUACGUGCCCAAGAGGCCUCCUGCCACUUCUCCUGUCUCAAGACCUGCAGUCUCUGGCAGUCCAGCAGGGGGCAGAAUACCCAAGUGGAAUCCUCCAGGUAAGACUGACUGAAAGGUCAAGGAGGUCAUCGUAAUCACAUAAGCAGGUGUAGGACUGCAUGUUUGGAAACAAGGUUGUGCCUUGUAUUCAGGCAUUUUAAGACCCAGCUCACUCAUUAUUUUUCUCAUACAACUUGUCAUCAGGUCACGUUGGAAGAAGUCCCGGCUCAUCACAGAGUGCCCCAGUGAAGUCUCCAGGGCAGGGUCUAAGACUUGGACUGUCUCGCAUGGUGCGGGUCAAACCCCUACACCCCAGUGUUGCUAGUCACUGACCCCACCUAGCUAUCAGAGAGGAGCUCUGUGCCUCUGUGUAAUUGACAGUUGACUUUCAGGAUUCCUUUUGUAAUCUAGAUCUGUCUAUUUUAAUAAGAGGCAUUCGAAUUGUACUGUUAUUUGUUAUUAUUCUGGUGUCAUACAUGCUCCUUUUAGAACAGCUCAUCUUUUGGACCAUUUGACUUAACAAUGGUCAGUUCCCAACUUUUACUGUUAUUAGGCCUACAGCAAAGCCUUCAGAUUUCAAACCCUUUUUGUCUUUUAUUAUUUCAGAGAGAGGUUUUUGUCUUCUGUUUGUUCAGUUUUCACUCAAACAUGUAAAAGAAAUGGUACAAUGGCACACUCUGCUGGAUAUAAUAAUCUUAAAAUGCAACAUGAUCAUUGUUAAAGUGGCAAUCAGUAGUUGAAUCAAUAACAAAGCUGAGACCCUGCCCCUGUUUCGGUAAAAAGCUGA
Coregonus sp. 'balchen' is the source of this 3409-nucleotide messenger RNA. The record is from the annotation of a GenBank genome assembly. Lineage: Eukaryota; Metazoa; Chordata; Actinopteri; Salmoniformes; Salmonidae.